AUGGUCGCCGCUAUUCGGCAAACGAAAUCCUUGCUGAAACGAUUGUUUUACCACAACGGGUUUAUUACAUGUCGUUCCAGUUCUACACAGGCUGAACGGUUCAAAGAGUUCAUUGAACGACGCAGAAUGGAAGCACAUGCAAUUGCGCGGCCGGACCCGGUGGUGAAGAAAAUCGACACUCCCGAAUUUCGUUCUAUUUUCACACAGGAAUUAAACGAUCUAAUAGCACUGUUCGAACGGUACAACUUUGAAAUACGUGUAGCAGGUGGAGCCGUACGGGAUAUACUGAUGAAAAUGAACCCGAAAGACGUGGACAUUGCAACCACGGCAACACCUACGGAGAUGAAGGAGAUUUUCACGAAAGAAAACAUUCGGAUGAUAAAUAUGAACGGUGAGAAGCAUGGGACCAUCACUCCUAGGAUAAACGAUAGGGAAAACUUUGAAAUCACAACACUACGUAUCGAUGCGGUUACUGAUGGGCGGCAUGCGGAGGUCAUUCACACCACCGACUGGUUGCUGGAUGCAAACAGGAGAGAUCUAACCAUUAAUUCUAUGUUUCUUGGAUUCGAUGGCACGCUAUACGAUUAUUUCUAUGGGUAUGAGGAUCUGCAAAAACGGCGCGUAGCAUUCGUGGGAGAUCCCGAUAUGCGUAUCAAGGAGGACUAUCUUCGUAUUUUACGCUACUUUCGAUUCUACGGACGUAUUGCGGAGGAACCGAACCGUCACGACGAGGAAACGUUGCGUGUCAUAACCAAGAACGCGCCCGGACUUGCCAAGAUAAGCGGGGAACGUAUAUGGCAGGAAUGGAAAAAGAUAUUGACAGGAAAAUUCGGCAUCGAACUCACCGAAGCAAUGAUCAACUGUGAGCUUGCACCGUAUAUAGGUCUUCCGGAAAAACCUAACGUGGAAGCGUUUUUGCGCGUUUCGAAGCAAGUGCGUGCAUUCGAUCCAAAGUUGCAACCCAUCACCGUACUGUCCGCACUGCUAAACACACCCGAAGAUGCGGUGAAUUUAAAUCUGAGGCUCAAGUUUACUGUUUAUGAAAGAGAGCUAUGCUACUUCCUAACGCAAAAUCGCGAAGAAACGGCAAACUUUGAGGAAUUGCUCCAAUUUCAACAACUCUGCCUGCAAACAAUUAGCAGCGUUAAGCUAAAGAAGGAGUACGUGCUCGAGCUGCUCAAGUACCAUGGCAAGCGGGACCUUUAUCAGCAGCUGCUCGAUUGGCCAAUCCCUCAGUUCCCGAUCAAAGGUAAUGUACUUAUUGCUAACGGUGCUCCCAAAGGACCAAAGUUGGGUGUGGUGAUGGAUAGGCUGAAAAUCAUCUGGUCCAACAAUCAGUACAAUAUGUCACAGGAAGAGUUACUGCAACAUUUGCCGGCUGUGCUGGAGGAGAUUAGUGUAAAAAAGAAGUAA
Messenger RNA from Anopheles maculipalpis, 1413 nucleotides. Its product is annotated as CCA tRNA nucleotidyltransferase 1, mitochondrial. The coding region runs from base 1 to 1413 and encodes 470 amino acids. Lineage: Eukaryota; Metazoa; Arthropoda; Insecta; Diptera; Culicidae. The transcript has 5 exons. Gene Ontology annotation, biological process: RNA processing. The record is from RefSeq and is a predicted model, not a curated record. Gene Ontology annotation, molecular function: nucleotidyltransferase activity; RNA binding.